AGUGAAAGAAGCAUCUUCAAAUCAUGGCGAAAUUCCUUCUAAUCUCAGGAGCAGUCUGUCUCCUGGUGAGUCAAAUCUACGCGGCACCCUUAAACGAGGAUGAGCGCAAGAAGCUCAGCUUUGGGGCAAGAUUCGACCCAUCCGAAGUCCAAGUCGUUCGCUACGAGAACGAUCACAACGCGCUGGACAACUACCAGUUCAACUUCGCACUGAGCGACGAUCAGACACGAGAAGAGGUCGGAACGCUGAAGGACGGCAAAGAUCAGGAAGGAAACAACGUGCGAUUCUACGUGGUCCAAGGGUCGUAUUCGUUCCUGGGUGACGACGGCCAGACGCACUGGGUGCACUACACCGCCGAUGAGACCGGCUACCACCCGAGGUUGGGAACGGGGCCGGAUCCGGAGAAGAAGUAUUGAAGGGAUGUGAUGGAUGUGAUGGAUGGAGAAUACCGAUGAACGACCACAUGCGUAAAUUGAAAUGACAAUUAAACAAUAAAUUUAUAAACUGUAAAUAAAAUGAGCAAUUUUGAAAUCA
This is a messenger RNA of Culex quinquefasciatus (southern house mosquito), 534 nucleotides long. Its product is annotated as larval cuticle protein 1. Gene Ontology annotation, molecular function: structural constituent of chitin-based larval cuticle. NCBI's taxonomy places the organism in Eukaryota, Metazoa, Arthropoda, Insecta, Diptera, Culicidae. The coding region runs from base 24 to 416 and encodes 130 amino acids. The record is from RefSeq and is a predicted model, not a curated record. The transcript is spliced from 2 exons. Gene Ontology annotation, cellular component: chitin-based extracellular matrix.